Molecule: messenger RNA, 1600 nt
Organism: Rotaria sp. Silwood2
Lineage: Eukaryota; Metazoa; Rotifera; Eurotatoria; Philodinida; Philodinidae
Source: the annotation of a GenBank genome assembly
AUGUAUAUUGUUCGUUUUUUUUUUCUAUUAGGUAUUAAUCCAGAUCGAUCUUAUCCAACAAUCGAGCUCGAAUUUCCUAGUUAUAAAUAUCAAAUAGCAACACUAUCACCACGUAAUGGUUUAGCUAUGCAAGCACAAACAAAAAGUGAACAACUUUUACGUUCAUGUGCAUUUCAAGAUGAUUUAGAAGAAACUGGAGAAAAUGUUAUUCAAUUGGAUUUUUAUAAUUGGCUUCGUUCAAUUGAAUUUGAAUUGACUGAACAAAGUCGAGUUGAACUUUGGGAUAGACGUUACGAAUGUAUGCGUGUACCAGAAUCAUUACCGCGUUGGCUUAAAUGUGUUAAAUGGUCUAAUCGUGAUGAUGUUCUUGAAGCUUAUAAAAUUGUUGAAAAUUGGCCAACAAAGAAUAUAGAUCCAUUAAUGACAGCACUUGAAUUAUUAGAUGUUGAUUAUCCUGAUCCAUUUGUUCGAUUUUCAGCUGUUCGUCUACUAGAUACACGUAUUGAUGAUGAUCGACUUCUGCCUGUUAUAUUACAAAUUGUACAAGCCGUUAAAAAUGAACCAUAUCAUGAUAGUGCAUUAGCAAGAUUUUUACUUAAACGUUCAUUAUUAAAUCAACAAGUUGGACAUUAUUUCUAUUGGCAUUCAAGAGCCGAAUUAAAAAAUCCACAAUAUAAAGUACGAUAUGGUCUUUUACUAGAAGCAUAUUUACGUUAUUGUGGUGAAUAUGCUGAAGAUCUUGGACGACAAGUACGAUCGGUAGAUAAAUUAAUAUAUAUUGCUGAAAUAAUACAAAAUAGUACACAUGAUGAAUUAUAUAAUCAAAAAGGUUAUCUUGCUCAUAUACUUACAAGAGAAGGAUAUAUUCAAAAUCUUCAAUACUUUCGAUCACCUGUUGAUUAUAAUAUUGAACUUGGUCAACUUGUUCUAGAUCAUUGUCGAAUAAUGUCAUCGGCUCGACGACCAUUAUGGUUACGUUGGACAAAUGGCUCUGAAUAUGCUGAACACUAUUUUCCAACAUUUGAUCUCAUUUUUAAAAAUGGAGAUGAUCUUCGACAAGAUAUGUUAGCAUUACAAUUUAUUCAAAUGAUUGAUAUUAUUUGGAAAGCUGAUGGACUUGAUUUAAGUCUUUUACCUUAUGGAUGUUUAGCUACUGAUAAUUGUUCGGGUUUAAUUGAAGUUGUAAAAAAUGCUAAAACAAUAAUGAAUAUACAAAAAUUAGGUGGUUUAAAGGGACAAUUUCAAUUUGAUGCUAGUGCACUUUAUCGAUGGAUUUCAAAAAAUAAUCCCGGUGCUGAAAAAUUAAAAAGUGCAAUUGAUUUAUUUACAAGAUCAUGUGCUGGUUAUUGUGUUAUAACAUAUGUUCUUGGUGUUGCCGAUCGUCAUCCAGAUAAUAUUAUGGUUAAUGAACGUGGUCAAGUAUGUAAAAGAUUUUCAAAUUUAAUACUUACGAGGAAACUACCCCAAGUGAUUCACCGUUUUUGAGCUCAUACUUUGGGGAUAAGUAGGAGACCCCGACACUAGAAUAACCCUAAGAGGAUUUGGGCCCAUGCACCUGUGGGGCUGAGUUAUAACCGUUUUACUCGAUUUUUGCCCUAGG